AAAAGAAGGGCUUACAAUACGCAUGCGCAGCGUCAGCGCAGGCUCCCGGGCUUCGUAGAGGUCCAGGUCUGGUCCAGGGUCAUCAGGGUGAGAUUCGGAUGUUCCGGCUGGUCCAGUGGUGGCUCCGGCCCGUUCGCAGGUCGUCGUGCCUGCUGUUGGCGGCUCCAUGGCGCGGGUUCAGCGGCUUUCCUCCCGGCUUUCCCGCCGCGCAUGUCCGCAGCUCAUUUCUGGAUUUCUUCCGGCGGAGACACGGACACCUGCUGGUUCCGUCCAGUCCUGUCCGGCCCAGAGCUGACCCCAGCCUGCUGUUCGUUAACGCCGGUAUGAACCAGUUCAAGCCAGUCUUCCUGGGGACCGUCGACCCCCGGAGCCAGAUGGCGUCGUACCGCAGAGUGGUAAACAGCCAGAAGUGCGUCCGCGCUGGCGGCAAGCACAAUGACCUGGAGGACGUGGGCAGAGACAUCUACCACCACACCUUCUUUGAGAUGCUGGGGAACUGGUCCUUUGGAGACUACUUUAAGGUGGAGGCUUGUCAAAUGGCGUGGAGCCUUCUCACUGAGCACUAUGGGAUUCCUGCUGACAGACUAUAUGUGUCGUACUUCGGGGGAGACGCUGCAUCUGGGUUACCACCGGAUGAGGAGACGCGAAACAUCUGGCUGGACUUGGGGGUUUCUCCUGGUCGCAUUCUGCCCUUUGGCCUGGAGGACAAUUUCUGGGAGAUGGGGGAUUCUGGGCCUUGUGGGCCCUGCACAGAGAUUCACUUUGACCACAUGGGGGUCCGUGAUGCUGCUUUCCUUGUUAACGCAGGCAGUCCAGAUGUGGUGGAGAUCUGGAACCUGGUCUUUAUUCAGUACAACAGGGAACCGGACCGCAGUCUCCGGUUGUUGCCGCGCUUCAGCGUGGAUACCGGGAUGGGACUGGAGAGACUGGUGAGCGUCCUGCAGGGCAAACGGUCCAACUACGACACAGACCUGUUUACACCACUGAUGGACGCCAUCCAUCAGAGGUCCGGGGUGGGGCCAUACACUGGCAGGACAGGUACUGAAGAGGGAAGCCAAGUGGACUUGGCCUACAGAGUCGUGGCCGACCACAUUCGGACCCUAUCCAUUUGCAUCGCUGACGGCAUCCAUCCGGGAAUGUCUGGCGCAGAGUUGGUGUUGAGGAGGAUUCUUCGUCGGGCCGUUCGGUUCUGCAUUCAGGUCCUGCAGGCUCCACAGGGAGCCCUGGCUAGCUUGGUCCCCACCAUUACCCAACUUCUGGGGGAUGCAUAUCCGGAGCUCAAACAGGAGGAGGAUCGGAUUGUGGACAUUAUCAACGAGAAUGAGGCUCAGUUCCUGGCGUCCCUGCAGCAAGGCAGCCGGAUCAUCCAGAGAACCCUCAGCAAGAAGGACUGCAAACACAGUGGCUUCCCUGCUUCAUUGGCGUGGACCUUGCACCGGGACCUGGGUUUUCCUCUGGACCUGGUAGACAUGAUGCUGGAGGAGAGGGGUGUCCAGGUGAACCGGCAGGAUCUGGACCGACUUCUCUUAGAGAACCAGAAGGUGGCAUCUGAGAAACGGGCGGGUCUUUGGUCCCAUGUGAUGUUGGACCUCCACAUCCUGGCGGAACUGCAGCGCCUUAAGGUUCCUCACACCGACGACAGCCUCAAAUACCAGUAUGGGUUAGAGAAAGACCGUUACGUUUUCCCAGCAUGCAGUGCGACCGUCUUGGCCCUGUGCAAUGGUCAGACUCUGGUGCAGGAAGUCUCUGAGGGUCAACGCUGUGCAGUCAUCCUAGAUCGAACCUGCUUCUACUCUGAGCAGGGGGGGCAGUCACAUGACCGGGGGUACCUGACCUGCAGUCGGCUGCAGGAUGUGGUGUUUCCCGUGGACGGGUUGCUUCAGGUUGGGGGGUACGUGGUUCACCAGGUCACAGCGACUGACCGCCUAAAGACAGGAGACCAAGUUCAGCUGCACCUUGACCAAGCCCACCGACUGUCCUGCAUGGUCAAGCACACAGCAACCCACAUCCUGAACUUUGCUCUAAGGAAGGUUCUGGGUCCGUCGGUCCACCAGCGAGGCUCUCACGUGUCAGCUGAUCGGCUGCGCUUUGAUUUCAGUGUCAAGGGUUCUCUCAGCAUCCCGCAGCUGCAACAGGUGGAAAGGUGUGUUCAUGACAUUGUGACAGCCAAUCAGAUGGUCCACACCAUGGAGCUUCCUAUGCAGAGAGCCAAGAGCAUCAGAGGACUGAGGACCGUGGACGAGGUGUAUCCAGACCCGGUCCGGGUGGUCUCUCUGCACGUUCCGGUCUCUGAGCUGCUGGACUCGCCGCCUGACAAAGACACGUCUGUGGAGCUCUGCUGUGGAACCCACCUCCUGCGGACCGGUGCCAUUGAGGACCUGGUGAUUGUCUCAGAAAAGCAGAUGGUGAAGGGAAUCAGCCGGGUGGUGGCCGUGACGGGACGCGAUGCAGCACAGGCUCGGGAGGCGGGUCAGGCUUUGUCCCAGGAAGUUGACUCCUUGUCAGCACGAUUGUCAGGCUCCUCCCCAUCCAGCAUUGACUCCGCCCAGCGACUCUCCAAAGAGGCCAGCAUCCUUUCUGAUGCUGUAGACAACACUCCCAUCCCCCAGUGGCAGCGGCGGGAACUGCAGGAUCGCCUGAAGACGCUGCUGAGGACCAGCAACUCCGCCAUCAGGAAAAUGGAGCUCAGAGAGGCGGCGCAGAAGGCUCAGGCCAUUCUGGAGAAGAAUGGCAGGAAGACGCUGCUGGUGGACUUCGUGGAGGCAGAGUCAUUAUCGGUUCUGGUGAAGACGGUAAACCAGCUGAGCUCAGCCGCUCCGUUUAGUCAUGUGAUGCUACUCACUCGCCAUGCCCAUUCAGGGAAGGUCCUGUGUGCGUGUCAGGUUCCCAAGGACUCGCCGACCUUGGCGGCUUCUGAUUGGGCGGUGGCUGUGUGUGGUUAUCUCGGGGGGAGCGCUGGGGGCUCCACCCUGGUUGCCAAGGGAACAGGGACCAGUGAUGACAUCACAGAAGCCCUGAGAUGGGCGGAAGACUUUGUGGCCCAGAAAAGACGGCGUUGAUGUCCGAAACAAGGCUCCGCCCACAGACGCUCCUUUGAUCUAACAUACAUAAAAACCGAAGCGUUUUGGUCUUGACCUCAGAAUAACUGGGUUUCUUCAGGACCCGGACCAGAACACAGACUGGUCUGGUCCGACUUCCACAGAACAUGGAAACAUUGAUGCUCUGCAGCAGAAACACGGAAGAAAACGAGCCAGAACCCGGGUCUGGAUCCAAAACCUUUAGAUCCGGGUCUGGGUCCUAACCUUUAGAUCCGGGUCUGGGUCCUAACCUUUAGAUCCGGGUCUGGGUCCUAACCUUUAGAUCCGGGUCUGGGUCAUAACCUUUAGAUCCGGGUCUGGAUCCAAAACCUUUAGAUCCGGGUCUGGGUCCUAACCUUUAGAUCCGGGUCUGGGUCCUAACCUUUAGAUCCGGGUCUGGGUCCUAACCUUUAGAUCCGGGUCUGGGUCAUAACCUUUAGAUCCGGGUCUGGAUCCAAAAACUUUAGAUCCGGGUCUGGGUCCUAACAUUUAGAUCCGGGUCUGAGUCAUAACCUUUAGAUCCGGGUCUGGGUCCUAACCUUUAGAUCCGGGUCUGGGUCCUAACCUUUAGAUCCGGGUCUGGGUCCUAACCUUUAGAUCCGGGUCUGGGUCCUAACCUUUAGAUCCGGGUCUGGGUCCUAACCUUUAGAUCCGGGUCUGGGUCCUAACCUUUAGAUCCGGGUCUGGGUCCUAACCUUUAGAUCCGGGUCUGGAUCCAAAACCUUUAGAUCCGGGUCUGGGUCCUAACCUUUAGAUCCGGGUCUGGGUCCUAACCUUUAGAUCCGGGUCUGGGUCUUAACCUUUAUAUCUGGGUCUGGGUCCUAACCUUUAGAUCCGGGUCUGGGUCCUAACCUUUAGAUCCGGGUCUGGGUCCUAACCUUUAGAUCCGGGUCUGGGUCCUAACCUUUAGAUCCGGGUCUGGAUCCAAAACCUUUAGAUCCGGGUCUGGGUCCUAACCUUUAGAUCCGGGUCUGGGUCUUAACCUUUAGAUCCGGGUCUGGGUCCUAACCUUUAGAUCCGGGUCUGGGUCCUAACCUUUAGAUCCGGGUCUGGGUCUUAACCUUAAGAUCCGGGUCUGGGUCCUGACCUUUAGAUCCGGGUCUGGGUCUUAACCUUAAGAUCCGGGUCUGGGUCCUAACCUUUAGAUCCGGGUCUGGGUCUUAACCUUAAGAUCCGGGUCUGGGUACUAACCUUUAGAUCCGGGUCUGGGUCCUAACCUUUAGAUCCGGGUCUGGGUCUUAACCUUUAUAUCUGGGUCUGGGUCCUAACCUUUAGAUCCGGGUCUGGGUCCUAACCUUUAGAUCCGGGUCUGGGUCCUAACCUUUAGAUCCGGGUCUGGGUCCUAACCUUUAGAUCCGGGUCUGGGUCCUAACCUUUAGAUCCGGGUCUGGAUCCAAAACCUUUAGAUCCGGGUCUGGGUCUUAACCUUAAGAUCCGGGUCUGGGUCCUAACCUUUAGAUCCGGGUCUGGGUCUUAACCUUAAGAUCCGGGUCUGGGUACUAACCUUUAGAUCCGGGUCUGGGUCCUAACCUUUAGAUCCGGGUCUGGGUCUUAACCUUUAUAUCUGGGUCUGGGUCCCAACCUUUAGAUCCGGGUCUGGGUCCUAACCUUUAUAUCUGGUUCUGGGUUGUUUUCCUUAUUCUUAGCUCAGAGUUCGUUGAACCCCAUUUUCCCCGGGGGUCCCUUAAAGGAGUAAAAGAACCGAGGACCACACUGGACCUGAAGCAGAACCCGGUGGUGCAGUCGAUCAGAACCCUGGGAGCUUGGACCUGGUCUUUGUCAGACGGGUCCAUUUCUGGCGGUUUGGUGUCUGAAGGUUCUGAAGGAGCAGUUUGAAGCUGUGUCCUUCAGAACCUUCAUGGAUGGGAAAGUGUGGCCCCCACCCUAAAGGACAGGUUUUAAAUCUUCCUCCACGGUGAAGUUCAGGAUAAAUGUCUUUUGUUUUCAGUCUCUGUGACAAAUUAAAGGGAUUUUAUUAUAA
Messenger RNA from Oryzias latipes (Japanese medaka), 5058 nucleotides. RefSeq names its product alanyl-tRNA synthetase 2, mitochondrial (putative) (gene aars2). Gene Ontology annotation, molecular function: nucleic acid binding; alanine-tRNA ligase activity; ATP binding. Gene Ontology annotation, cellular component: cytoplasm; mitochondrion. Gene Ontology annotation, biological process: alanyl-tRNA aminoacylation. NCBI's taxonomy places the organism in Eukaryota, Metazoa, Chordata, Actinopteri, Beloniformes, Adrianichthyidae. The record is from RefSeq and is a predicted model, not a curated record.